AUGGAAACAUUAGCUGGAGUGUUAAAUGCUCUCAUAAAUACUACAAUAAACAAGGAUAACGAAGAAAACUUAAUGAAUGUUAAACUUAUUGCAGGAGUUUUGAAGUUCAGUUAUGUGAAGGAGUUUAAGAUAACACGAAUGAGUCAUAGAGUACAACUUCUUUUGGGAGCAUACCAUAUGACAUUUCCUUUGAAAAGUGUUGACAAAACGAUUGAGAUGAAAUCUGUUCCAUACGUAUGUUAUGGUAAUUGUUUGUACGUUGAGUCAAAAAUAGCUAAUGUCACAGGUAUUUCAGGAGUUAAUAGUAAAGGUUCAGUAGAAUAUAAAUCCUUCUGUUAUGCAGUCAAUUCAAUGUUCAUUCCAAACGUUCCUGUCAUAGCAACUCAUUUAGGUAAAUGGGUUCGCAUUAGUCCUCAUAAUUUGAAAGACAUGCAAUUCAGACUUGUUGACUUUCAAGGAGAGCCUGUAGAACUGAAGGCACCAGUGCGAAUGACUGUUGAAGUUGACUUUUUCGAAAAUAUUAAAUGCAACAGCUUACAAGAGAACUCAGAGCUAAAAAUAUAA
This is a messenger RNA of Trichomonas vaginalis G3, 564 nucleotides long. RefSeq lists its product as uncharacterized. Lineage: Eukaryota; Parabasalia; Trichomonadida; Trichomonadidae. The transcript has a single exon. The record is from RefSeq and is a predicted model, not a curated record. Bases 1 to 564 code for a protein of 187 amino acids.